Messenger RNA from Cicer arietinum (chickpea), 1198 nucleotides. RefSeq names its product phosphoglycerate mutase-like protein 4. Gene Ontology annotation, molecular function: phosphatase activity. The record is from RefSeq and is a predicted model, not a curated record. Lineage: Eukaryota; Viridiplantae; Streptophyta; Magnoliopsida; Fabales; Fabaceae. Gene Ontology annotation, cellular component: cytosol; cytoplasm.
AUUAAAAAUGUAAGAAAACGAAGCAACGAGGAAAUAGAAGUGUCACAUAGCUUAUUCUUCUUCCUCUUGAGCAUAGCUAUUCAGUGUGAGUUCUUGACAUUCAAAUUCUUCUCGCAUAGUUCAGUUCGUCAAUUGGAAUAUAUGGCUAACUCUUCUAUCACCGAUUCACUUUUCAGCUAUCCUCGUCCAGAUUAUGCUGAGAUAGUUGUGGUUCGUCAUGGUCAAACAAUUUGGAAUGCUGAAAGUAAAAUUCAGGGACACUUGGAUGUUGAAUUGAAUGAAAUUGGAAGACAGCAAGCACGUGCAGUGGCUGAUAAAUUAUCAAGAGGACCAAAGAUCUCUGGAAUAUAUUCUUCUGACUUGCAACGUGCUUUUGAAACAGCACAGAUAAUUGCUUCUAAAUGCGGAGAACUAGAGGUUGUCAAGGAUUUAGACCUACGGGAAAGACACAAGGGAGAUCUUCAAGGCCUUUGUCAUCAUGAAAUAGCAAAGACUAAUCCCAUUAGUUACAAGGCCUUGAUUUCCAAUAAUGAACAUGAAAAAAUCCCUGGUGAUGGAGAAAGUAUGUUUGAGCUGCUUGAACGUUGCAAAUCUGCAGUGCUGAGAAUUGGCAAAAAACAUAAAGGGGAGCGAGUUGUUGUUGUGUCUCAUGGAACAUCCAUUGAAGUACUUUACAAGUGGGCUUGUGUAAAUGGAUAUGAAGGGAAAAUACACAAUGCAUCUAUCACUUACUUUCACUUGUAUGACGAAGACAUAUUGACCUUAAAGGUGUGGGCUAAUGUUAGUCAUCUGGCCCAAAUUUGAUUUCUCUACAGUCUAAUAUUACUUCCGAUUAUUAGGAUGUAAUGUGUGUUGUUUACCAUCCAAAAGUUAAUAAUUUGCUAAAGGGAAGACGAUAAAAGAGUAUCAAAUGGUGUUACUAUAGAUUGACUUUGUGCCGAAUCAUAUGAUCUUUUUAUAUAUAUAUAUAUUUUUUUUAUAUAUACACAUAUUAUUUUUGUGUGUUUGUGAUUCAUCAGUCCGAAGGAUAUGAUUUAUGUAAUGUGUGAAGUCAUACACUCAUUUCAAGAAUAUAUGAUUUAUGUAAUAUGUGAAGUCAUACACUCACUUUCCUUAUCAUCUGUCUAAGACAUUUUCUUAUUUUGUACAAAAUGGAUGACUUAUUUGUUGUUUUAAUGUUACUUGCUGAUCUUCUGGA